Molecule: messenger RNA, 438 nt
Organism: Rana temporaria (common frog)
Lineage: Eukaryota; Metazoa; Chordata; Amphibia; Anura; Ranidae
Gene: MEIG1
Product: meiosis/spermiogenesis associated 1
Exons: 3
Coding region: 144-419 (91 amino acids)
Cellular component (GO): nucleus
Source: RefSeq, a predicted model, not a curated record
CUUCUCUCCUCCCCCUGAAGGUGCGGCGCGUCAUUGGUUGCCAGGAUACCAGGCUGGGCUCUAACGGUGACUGAUCGGGUGUUUGUCGGUGCGGGUCUUGGGAGAUCAGGUACAUCAAUUUUGUGUGACUCAAAGCAGUAAUCAUGUCUGGAGAGGAUCCUGAUUCCAUUAAACCAAAAUCAAUGUCUCGGGCAAAGCAAUGGUCAGAUGAGAUUGAAAAUUUGUACAGAUUCCAAACCGCUGGAUAUAGAGAUGAACUGGAAUACAAGCACAUACAACAAGUAGAUAUGGCAGAGCGAUGGCCAGACACUGGAUUUGUGAAAAAACUGCAAAGAAAAGACAAUACAUUUUAUUAUUAUAACAAACAAAGAGAGUGUGAAGAUAAAGAAGUACAUAAAGUGAAAGUGUAUGCUUACUAAAUAAAUAACUGAAAGUCUA